AUGAAUCAAGCUGCUGAUUUGAAUAUUCAGAGAAAUGAUCUGCAGAUUGAAAGAAUAGAAAGAAGGUCAAUGAUGAUGAUGCUGCUACACCUGUAUGCUACAAUACUGAGCAAGUCUUCUAAUGAUGCUUAUGAUGACCGCCAAUAUCGACGCCAAAACGAUGGAAAUACCGAUAACGAUGCCAGGCCCCAGUGCCUAUAUGAUGCCAGGCCACAGUGCCUAUAUGAUGCCAGGCCCCAUUGCCUACGAUGCCAGGCCCCAGUGCCUAAUAUGAUGCCGGGCCACCGAUUGCCCAUACGAUGA
Blastomyces dermatitidis ER-3 is the source of this 303-nucleotide messenger RNA. RefSeq lists its product as uncharacterized. The record is from RefSeq and is a predicted model, not a curated record. The transcript has a single exon. NCBI's taxonomy places the organism in Eukaryota, Fungi, Ascomycota, Eurotiomycetes, Onygenales, Ajellomycetaceae. Bases 1 to 303 code for a protein of 100 amino acids.